Salvelinus sp. IW2-2015 is the source of this 822-nucleotide messenger RNA. RefSeq names its product B-cell receptor CD22-like. Lineage: Eukaryota; Metazoa; Chordata; Actinopteri; Salmoniformes; Salmonidae. Gene Ontology annotation, biological process: cell surface receptor signaling pathway. The record is from RefSeq and is a predicted model, not a curated record. Gene Ontology annotation, cellular component: plasma membrane. Gene Ontology annotation, molecular function: transmembrane signaling receptor activity.
UGGUAUAAGAAUAGUCAGUUAUUGAUCCCCUUUAACACAAAGCCUGAGUACAGAAUCAGUACUGUCUACUGGUCUAACAGUGGUUCAUAUACCUGUGAGGGUGUAAAGGGAAACAAACUCUCCAAGACCAGUGAUGCUGUACAGCUGACUGUGUCUGAUCAACCCAAGGCUGUCCUGAGUAUCUCUCCUCAGUGGCUGAACCCUGGAGACUCAGUGUCUCUGAGCUGUGAAGUUGACAAGACGUCUACAGGCUGGAGGUUCUCCUGGUACAGGACUGUUCCCUACAGAGCUGGGUUACCCUCCCUAUCAGACAAGUCUUACUCUCUACAGCCCCUAUCUGACAAUGYGACUAGUGAAGACUCCUACACUCUGAUCCCUGCUGGUCCUACUCCCACAGGAGGAUAUGUGUGUAGAGCUGGGAGAGGAGACCCAGUCUAUGAUACACUCUAUAGUGAACCUCAGUUUCUCUGGUCAGCAGAUCUGCAGCCUUCAGUGUCUCUUACAGUAAAUCCCAACACAACUCAACACUUUACAUCAAAGUCUCUCUCACUGAGCUGUGAACUGAAGGGGAACUCUACUGGAUGGAGACUGAAGAGAUACAGAGAGAGAAGAGUGAAGUCAGGGUGUGUCCCAUGGGGAUCAAUAACAGAAUCCACCUGCACCAUCACAUCAUUGAACACAUGGUACAGUGGAGUGUUCUGGUGUGAGUCUGGAUCAGGAGAGUACAGUAAUGCUGUCAACAUCACAGUAAAUGAUGGUUAUGUGAUCCUGGUGAGCCCUGUCCAUCCCGUGACUGAAGGAGACUCUGUGACUCUCAGUUGU